CAUUAUUGAGGGCAGAAGAGGGGUCCUUGUAGCCGCUACCGUUAGCUCCGCAGCUAAUCAGCCAUUGGCUACUGUGAGAGCCGGAGCAUCCUUCUAGAAAAACACCUCUGAAACUAAAAGAUACAGACUGCUCGUUUACGGCUAACGUUAAAUCCGACAAAGGCAAUCUCUCUGAAGACAAAGAGUAUAAAGAUGCCUUCAGUGACGGUUGGCAACAAUGCUGUCCAGUCUGCCAUAACAGACAUGGGAAAUGCAAGUAAUACUGAGACCAUGAAACAGAUUCUUGCUGUGAUUGACAAGAAGGUCCGCAACAUGGAAAAGAAAAAGUCCAAGCUGGAUGACUGUCAGGCAAGAAAGAGUAAGGGAGAACAACUGAAUCAGGAUCAGCUGGAUGCCUUGACAAAGUACCAAGAGAUCACCAACAACCUUGACUUUGCUCGAGAAUUGCAGAAAAACUUCCUGGCAUUGGGUCAAGAGAUUCAAAAGGCGCUGAAGAAGACCGCUAGACGAGAGCAGCUGCAGCGGGAAGAGGGCGAACAGCGGCGGCUGAAGACCGUUUUGGAGCUUCAGUUUUUACUGGACCAGUUAGGGGAUGAGAAUGUUCGGCAGGACCUUAAACGGCCCGACGCCACCGGUUCCCCUUUGCUCAGUGACGCUGAUCUCACAUCCCUUGAUGAGUUUUACAAACUGGUUGGACCUGAUAGGAACUAUGACGUCAGGUUGACUGAGCAAUAUGAAGAGGCCUCGGUACACCUGUGGGACUUGCUUGAGGGCCGAGACAAGGCUGUGGCAGGGUCCACGUACAAAUCACUGAAGGACACUCUGGACAAAGUGCUGCUGAGUGGUUACUUUGACAGAGCACAGACUCAUCAGAAUGGGACGUGUGAGGAGGAAGAGGAGCAAGAGGAGCAGACAGUGGUGGCUGAGUCUCAGCCUGUGAAGCCGCCAUCAGAACCUGAAGGAACAGCUACUGAGAAAUACGCAGAGCAAAUUCAAGUGGAAACCACAGAAUUUGUAAACAGACAGUUCAUUCCAGAAACUACGUACAGCAGUACGGACAAAGACCAAGUGGAGGAGUGGACAGUGGAGGCUCAGAUGGUGAAUUCCUUCCAGCACCAGCCUCCUGCUCAGCUGGUUACAGAACCAGCUGUUACUGUGAAUCAUUGCACUCCCCCUCCGCCCGCCGACCCGGUGGUCAGGAAGCAGGUAGUGCAAGACCUCAUGGCCCAGAUGCAAGGGACGUACAACUUCAUGCAGGACUCUAUGUUGGAGUUUGACGGCCAGGCGCUGGACCCAGCCAUCGUGUCGGCCCAGCCCAUGAAGCCUGUGCAGACUGUUGAUCUGCAGCAGAUGGGCUGCCCUGCCACCCUGUCGGAGUCCAGACUUCCUCAAACAAGUGCGGUGCCUGUACCACAGGAAUCCUCACAAGGCUCGAUGUCUCUGUCAUCUGAGCAGUCCCCUGCCCCAUGUUCCCUGUCCUCUGCUUUCCCUCCUGUCUCCAAACCCACCCACACUGGAGGCAUCAAUGUCAACGCUGCCCCCUUCCAGUCAGUGCAAGCGGUAUUUAAUCUGAAUGCACCCGUACCUCCAACCACUGAUGGUCAAGCAGAUCCUCUGAAGCAGCCCAGCCAGUUCCCUGGUGCCUACGGUCAGGGCUUUAGCAGCCCGUCAGAUAGUUCUGUAGACCAGCCCAUCCCCCAGGAGACAUUACAGCCAGUUGUUGGUGGGUUCCAGCCUCAAGACCAGGUCAUGCCCUCAGCAGGAGGCCAUGAAGAGUCCUCUCCAGGCGCAGGGUUCGGCCAGUCGGGCCAGUCCUUCUACAACAGCAGGGCCGUGCCCAGGGGCGGACCCAGGAACAGCCGUGGCAUGAUGAACGGAUACCGGGGCUCCUCUAAUGGAUUCAGAGGGGGAUAUGACGGCUAUCGCCCUCCUUUCUCAAAUGCUCCCAGUGGUUAUGGUCAAACCCAGUAUAACACGUCUCGGGACUAUUCCAAUAACACCUACCAGCGGGAGGGUUAUCAGCAAAACUACAAGCGGGGAGCAGCCCAGGGACCUCGAGGUUUGUCCAGAGGGAAUGCUCAAGCAAUGCGGUCCUAAAGGAAGAUCAGGACCGCCAAGUCACGCCACGUUUAACAUUCAGGAUUUUUGAAUGUGUUCGCCCCAGCUCACUUUUAUAACAAUGUUUCGUUUCUCAUUGGUAAUCUUAUUUUUUUAACUCUCGGCCUACUUAUCAGAGUCAGCCUGCUUUGGUCUGUCUAGAUCCUUUUAAUGUUCUAACACAAAAUGCUGAACUUCACCACAUGUAGGAUUAUCAGCGAGUCUGUGUGAUAUAAAACAACAAAUAGAUAUUCCUGUAAACUUGAAAGAUUUCAUUAAUUUAUUUUUUGUACAAAAUAAAUGCAAAAAAUACCCUGCCACUGUCGAUCUGAUUCCAUGACAAUGAUUUUUUUUUUUUGUGCCCUGUGCUGUCAGCCACUUUUCCCUCGAUCUUAUAAUUUUCAUUAAGGCAUUUUGUUUUUUUUUUGUUUUUUUUACCCCUCUGUCACCUCUCGCGUCAUCACCUCUUUGUACGCUGAUGUUAUUGGUUGAGACUGUUUCAAUAAAGUUGUGUUAUAUUA
This is a messenger RNA of Centropristis striata (black sea bass), 2618 nucleotides long. RefSeq names its product cell cycle associated protein 1a (gene caprin1a). Gene Ontology annotation, cellular component: cytoplasm. Gene Ontology annotation, molecular function: RNA binding. Bases 193 to 2097 code for a protein of 634 amino acids. The record is from RefSeq and is a predicted model, not a curated record. Lineage: Eukaryota; Metazoa; Chordata; Actinopteri; Perciformes; Serranidae. The transcript is spliced from 17 exons.